CGGGGGAGACGCGCGGGCUCGGUUGCACCACUGCGCUCCGCCUGCAGCCGUCACCUCUGGACUGCCACCUCCCUGGUGGUGGCUGUCCCAGAAGUCAGAGAGUGGGCUCGCUGCCCAGGCCGGGAGGGAAAAGAACUUCCAACUUGGAGGUUGGAGCCUUUCGCUCUUGCCAGGCGCCUGGCCCCGCUUUCUGAGUGAGGAUGGUGAGCCCCACGGCCUCCGACGUGCACCCGACCAUGGGCAUCAAGAUCGUCUCAGCCGGAGUGUCAGCCUGCUUGGCGGAUGUGAUCACCUUCCCGCUGGACACCGCCAAAGUCCGGCUACAGAUCCAAGGCGAAUUCCCUGUCUCCAGCGGUAUUACGUAUAAAGGAGUCCUGGGAACAAUCACCACCCUGGCCAAAACCGAAGGGCCCAUGAAACUGUACAGCGGGCUGCCCGCGGGACUGCAAAGGCAAAUCAGCUUCGCCUCUCUUAGGAUCGGCCUCUACGAUUCUGUCCAGGAGUUCUUCACCUCAGGGGAUGAAACACCCAGCUUGGGAAGCAAAAUCUCAGCCGGACUCACAACUGGAGGAGUGGCAGUGUUCAUUGGGCAGCCCACCGAGGUGGUGAAGGUCAGGCUCCAAGCACAGAGCCACCUACACGGUCUCAAACCUCGCUACACCGGGACCUACAACGCGUACAGAAUUAUAGCAACAACAGAGAGCUUCAGGAGUCUUUGGAAAGGGACUACUCCUAAUCUGUUGAGAAAUGUCAUCAUCAAUUGCACAGAGUUGGUAACAUAUGACCUGAUGAAGGGGGCUCUUGUGAGAAACAAAAUCCUAGCAGAUGAUGUCCCCUGCCACCUGCUGUCCGCUUUCGUCGCUGGAUUUUGCACCACACUCCUGUCCUCGCCUGCUGAUGUAGUGAAGACCAGAUUUAUUAACUCUCCGCCAGGGCAGUAUACCAGCGUGCCCAGAUGUGCAAUGACAAUGCUCCACCAGGAAGGGCCGUCGGCAUUUUUCAAAGGAUUUCUACCUUCCUUCCUGCGACUGGCAUCCUGGAACCUCAUUAUGUUCGUGAGCUUUGAACAGCUGAAACGAGAAUUGAUGAAGUCCAGGCAGACAGUGGACUGCGCCACAUGAUCAGCUUCCAGAAAAGCAUGUAGCACAUCAGAGGGAAUUGCUGAUUGGAUCCCUAAUAAAAACAACCCCCAAACGAC
This is a messenger RNA of Ictidomys tridecemlineatus (thirteen-lined ground squirrel), 1198 nucleotides long. It is a transcript of the gene Ucp1, whose product is annotated as uncoupling protein 1. NCBI's taxonomy places the organism in Eukaryota, Metazoa, Chordata, Mammalia, Rodentia, Sciuridae. The record is from RefSeq and is a predicted model, not a curated record. Gene Ontology annotation, biological process: transmembrane transport.